Molecule: messenger RNA, 2696 nt
Organism: Aspergillus pseudonomiae
Lineage: Eukaryota; Fungi; Ascomycota; Eurotiomycetes; Eurotiales; Aspergillaceae
Product: Zn(II)2Cys6 transcription factor
Exons: 6
Coding region: 1-2100 (699 amino acids)
Biological process (GO): regulation of DNA-templated transcription; DNA-templated transcription
Molecular function (GO): zinc ion binding; DNA binding; DNA-binding transcription factor activity, RNA polymerase II-specific
Source: RefSeq, a predicted model, not a curated record
AUGCGACCACAAAUGCGACAGACUCAGAGGGUCCCUCGGUCAUGUAUACAAUGCACCCGUAGGAAAGUGAAAUGCUCGAAGAGAAUACCUUGUGAUAAAUGCAUUGAACGAGGGGAGUCGGCUGCCUGUAUGCGAGAGGUCGUUAAGGUUGCCGGGAAAGUCACGGUUGCAGUGGACGAAGAUGUGUCAGACGAUAGUACCUCUGGCACCACGUCGAGGCUCCUAGAGGAGAACAUAAGCCUUAAAAUGCGAAUAAAGCAGCUGGAGGCCGUUCUCUCCCGACCGGAAAUGCUAAAAGUGGAGGCAAAUAUCCCCCGACGUACAGCAGCCGUAGAGGACUUUCAGUCCCCAGAGAGUAUCUUAAGCGAGUUUCAGCGCUUGCCAUUUCAGCUGUCAGUCGAGCCAGGCCAAAGCCAUGCUGAUAGUACUCGCCCGUGGGACGAUCAUGUAAUGCUUUGUCUGCCCGCCCGCCACUGGAGCGAAGUAAUCGUCAAGUUCUCUCUAAGAGAGCUAGGGUGGGUUCAUUGUGCCUUGGAUGCAUCAGUUUUCAUACGAGAACAUGAAGCUUUCUGGGAUAGUUUGAUCGCAAACGAAGGGAAUAGUCUCAGGAACCAUGCCUGGAUCGCGGUGUAUCUAAGUGUCUUAGCCGUUGGCGUAUACUUUAUUAGUGAAGAGAAGAUACAUAAUCUCCAGUUGGUUUAUGAAAGCUUCUCAGCCCGGGAUCAUUCUGUGCGGUCUUCAUUGGGCAGGGGAUCUAUAGAGUUGUCACGUAGUUGGCGAGCUGCUGCCUUGAAAGAGUUGAACUAUGCCAACUACACGGGUAAGCCAAGCUUGCGAACCGUCCAGGCCUUGGCAAUUCUGAAUGUGAUUCAUAAGAAUCUCGGGGAAUCAGACCAGGAAUAUAUACUUCAUGGUACGGCGGUGAAUGUUGCUCGACUCAUUGGGCUCGAUCGUCUUGGGCAUGACCGUGGAACAGCGAGCACACACAUGGACAACCUAGAGUCCAACUCAAGUCAGCAGAAUGUGCUUCGAAGGCUGUGGUGGACACUUGUGGUUUGUGACUGGAUAGCUGUGUGGUCACGUCCGACAACGAUCCACCCAGAGUCUUUCACAACAGUAUUGGAAGUAGAAGAAGGCCAAAACUCACCACAUAGCUUUAAUGAAGGGACGAGCCGUCCCUCUGUCUUCGAAUAUCAUAGAGCAAUAGCUCAAUUGGCCAUUACUAUACAGAACCACGCCGGAUCCAUCAAAAGCUGGGAUAUAAAAGUGCUACAAGAUACUCUUGGAGAAUUAGAUCGCGUCUCAUUAUCCUUCCCACCCCACCUCACAUUUUUAGGCCUGGAGGCCACAAUGGAGGUGGUAGGGCAUGAACCCAACUGGACCACAGUGCAAAGAUACUUGCUCCACAACUGUCUAGAUAGCUGGCGAAUUCAUCUCUGUGUUGCCAUAUUGCCUCACAUCCUGGAAACCCCCAACGAAGAGGGGAGGGAUGUCCUCCAGCAUGGGAUAUUAGCUGCAAAACGACUUCUUCAGCGGAGGCAACACGCACCAUGCCUUCAUUUCCACAAGUUCUGGGCAGUGACGGCGUCCAUAAUAACCGCAGGAAUCUAUACUAUUAUAGAUCUGAUAUGCCUGCGGAAGUAUCGAUCGCCUCCCGAAUUGAGCGAACAAAGGGAGCUAGUUAGACUAAGCAUCAGUCUGCUCGAGCAGUCAUUCACAGAGACGCGGCACGGCGCAUUACUCGUCCUUCGGCGGCUGUCCCAUCUAUACGAUAUCAUAGAUCCAUCGCAAGAAAUCAACCGACUCGUACUCUCGAAAAUUGUGAGGUUAACAGCGUCGCCUCGUUUGUGGGCCUCCCUUCCAGAUGCCGAUGCGACCUUAGGGUAUUUGUUUCCCGAGCCAGGUUUUGACAACCCAGGAAACACGUCGCCGUCAUCUCCGAGCAGUAGCCACGGGGUUGAUAGUACACUAUCCGGGGAUUCUACAAUACACGAAAUACUACCUCACUUCGGCGAUUUGUCAUCCUCUUUGGAACUCAUUGAUAUGUCGAUGCCAUGGCUUGAUUCAGUUCCUCUUGAUGACUUCAUGAAAGAAUCCUAAGCGGUCUAAUGGUUAUGUUAAUUAUGUACCGCACCAGAAUCUCUACUUAUGAACUAUUCACGUCAUCUAAAGAUGGAAAAUACAACAUUCGGAGCAUAUGAUAUGAAGGUGCUAAUCUAUAUUUUCCUCUCUACUUCUGGUAUCGAUCAUGAACGAAGAAUAGAGAACUUAAUAUGUUUGAAUGUAUGGUCCAAGAAUGAACAACCCGUAAUCAUACAACUUUAGUUAAGAAGAAAAUUCUGUAUUAGACUUUGUACUAAAAAGGAAACAUUCGAGCUAUCUAGCGGGUGCAGAGCAAUGAAGAAGCAUAUUCCGGACGUAUUAUAUUUCAGCCGUCUUCUUGUCAACAGCAUACUUCAUCGUAAGGAACCGAAUCUUCGAACCGAAGAUGAAAACAGCGAAGCCAAAAGCUGAGACAACUCCCAUGAUGAUAGCACAGAUAUUCAACGCCUGCUUAUAACCCACCUCUGUGACAAACUCAGUGACGCCAAAAGAAAUUCCAAAGGAGAUCAAGCCACGGAUUGCGCAGAUCAGCACCAGAAUAGGCCCUGCUCGCUCUCCAUAACUAUCAAGCGAGUAUGUGUAUCCGAUCAGAA